Messenger RNA from Hypoxylon fragiforme, 2145 nucleotides. Its product is annotated as RNA recognition motif 2-domain-containing protein. Bases 1 to 2145 code for a protein of 714 amino acids. Gene Ontology annotation, molecular function: RNA binding. The transcript has 10 exons. Lineage: Eukaryota; Fungi; Ascomycota; Sordariomycetes; Xylariales; Hypoxylaceae. The record is from RefSeq and is a predicted model, not a curated record.
AUGAACAUUCAGCAGGCCCCAGAGGGUCAUUUUAACCCGGCCUCUCCUCAUUCGUCGAGCGGAGGUGCCGAUUCAUACAAAGGCACUCCUGAUACUCGAUUGACCACUUUCUCUCCAGAAGAUGGAUCUGUUCGUUCCAUGAAGAUGUUGGGAUCUCUCACAGCUGGUGCUCGCGAAGCUGGUCCCAUCACUUACCCUUCGAGUGCACCCCAGACUCUCGAGAAGUCCAAUGUCUUCUAUCGUACCAACCUCCACAUGGACAAGGACCCAUUCAUCUCUCCAUCCGAUCCCGGUUUCAAACCUGGUCAGAAGCUGUCCCCUACGGCAUCAGUCUUCUCUCCUCUCCCUUCGUCCUUGGUUGUUCGUAGUUCAGGCUCGGCAUCCGAGCCUAAGCGAGGACCCGACGUUUUCUCAGAGGGCUUAGGUCAGAACUAUGGCCAGAACUCAGAACAGUCUUCACCUCGAGCUGGUAUCACCCACUCUGAGUUUGUUCAUGACCAACUAAGCACCGACUCUGGGCUCUCACGAUGCCUCAUUGUAUCCGCCAAGGAUGGUGGUAGAGUGACCGUAGCUGCUUUAGAGAUCUACCUAUCAGAACUACAGCAGGUUGGUAUUUCAAUCCAGGGAAGUAAGCAGGCCUAUGACUGCGCCGGCCAGGUGUUCGCUCGCUUCUCCAAUAUCCGUGCCGCCUGUAGCGUUUUCUCAAAUCUUCGGAUGGGAGGUCGCGAUUGGCUUGUUCGUUCAAUCAGUCCUCGAGAGUUCUCUAUGGUUGUAGAGCCAGGCUCAGGUCUUGUUACUGCGCAUGAAGGCCAGCUCUAUAUCAGUGUGUUUCUACAUCCUACCCGAGCCUCGAACGAAACACACCAGCUCGAGAGCUUUGUGAAGAGAGUUCUCCAGACCGAGGGUGACUUAUUCGCCUUUAAACUCCGAGAUGGUGUAGAGGGAAGCAUUUUGAGCGCCGUUGUUGAGUACUGUGAUAACGACAUGUCAUUACGCGCUGUGACUCGGUUUCAAAACCUCGUCAUUGAUGGAUUGCAAUUUUGCGCUACAUUGUACCGGCCGGACUUGAUCCAAGGCGCGUCUGGUGGAUUGUUCAAUCCGACUCGAACUGGACCGAUUCCAGCUGAUUUGGACACCGGCUUCCGACACAUGUCUCUUGGACGACAACAGUCGGUUGUCUCGUCCUCGGCUGAUACCAUAUUCACCCCACAAGCCCGAUCGCCUGCCUCUGCGAGCAGCUUUCCAAUGCAGCCUUCUUAUGGAAUGGUACCUAUGAUAUACCAUAGUUUACCAAUCAGUCCUUCGUAUGUAGUCGACCAAAUCCCCUCUCGAAGUGCCAGUAGCAUGUUAUCAUCAAACAACUAUUCUCUGGUGAGCCCUAUGACGCCUCAAAGAGGUUCGUUCAUGUCUACGGAUCUCACGACUCCCCGUCAGUUUCAGCAUUAUGGUCGCCCAGACAAUCGUCGACAGAAUGCCAUGAGAGUCUCUCGAUCACCUUAUUACAAUGCUGCCAACCAUCAUAACCACGUCGAUGUUGGCCGCAUUCGAGAAGGCACUGACGUGCGCACGACGAUCAUGUUACGCAACAUUCCUAACAAGGUCGAUCAAGCUCUGCUGAAGAGAAUUGUCGACGAGUCUAGCUGGGGUAAAUAUGACUUCAUGUACCUACGCAUCGAUUUCGCCAAUGACUGCAAUGUCGGUUACGCUUUCAUCAACUUUGUCGACCCACUCGACAUCAUCGAUUUUGUGAAUGCUCGGGGAAACCAACGCUGGAACUGCUUCAAGAGCGACAAAGUUGCAGAAAUUUCCUACGCAACCAUCCAAGGCAAAGACUGUCUUGUCCAGAAGUUCCGCAAUAGCUCGGUGAUGCUUGAGGCCCCUCAUUAUCGACCCAAACUCUUUUAUACCCUCAAUGGCCCACGCGCUGAUUUAGCCGGCCAAGAAGAGCCCUUCCCCGAGCCUGACAAUCAGUCGAAGAUGAAGAGAAGCUGUGAGAAUGCCGAGCAUGUUGGCCUUUUCACUCCGAACGCAGGCCAGCAUUUCCGCGACGAGCAGCGACGACGCCGCUCUCAAUUCGACCGUGGAAACCCGCGACUCGAGGAAUACGAUUACGAUGCAGCCCUUCCUCAACUACCCUUUUACUAG